This is a messenger RNA of Staurois parvus, 444 nucleotides long. The record is from the annotation of a GenBank genome assembly. Lineage: Eukaryota; Metazoa; Chordata; Amphibia; Anura; Ranidae.
GCACACCCGGCAGAGGCACAUCGGGCAGGACUCCGGGCAGAGGCACAUCGGGCAGAGGCACCGGGCAGAGGCACAUCGGGCAGAGGCACAUCGGGCAGAGGCACAUCGGGCAGGACUCCGGGCAGAGGCACAUCGGGCAGGACUCCGGGCAGAGGCACAUCGGGCAGGACUCCGGGCAGAGGCACAUCGGUUUACCAGGCGAAGCAGCAGGCAGCGGGCCACCAGGCGGAGCAGCAGGCACCGGGCCCCCGGGCGGAGCAGCAGGCACCGGGCCCCCGGGCGGGGCGACAUGCAUCGGGCCCCCCGGGCGGAGCGGCAGGCACCGGGCCCCCGGGCGGAGCGGCAGGCACCGGGCCCCCAAGCGGAGCGGCAGGCACCGGGCCCCCGGGCGGGGGCGACAGGCAUCGGGCCCCCGGGUGGGGCAGCAGGCACCGGGCCCCCGGG